Molecule: messenger RNA, 12084 nt
Organism: Bemisia tabaci
Lineage: Eukaryota; Metazoa; Arthropoda; Insecta; Hemiptera; Aleyrodidae
Gene: chico
Product: insulin receptor substrate 1 chico
Biological process (GO): insulin receptor signaling pathway
Cellular component (GO): plasma membrane; cytosol
Molecular function (GO): insulin receptor binding; phosphatidylinositol 3-kinase binding
Source: RefSeq, a predicted model, not a curated record
CUUUGAGACUGUGUGCGUGUUGUUUUUCUGAGUGCAUACUGCACACGAUCUUUCCAAGAUGGUUUACUCGGUAUGCUACGCGAUAAGUUCAUAUCCCACGGUGAAACUAAGUCGGUGUCAUAAUAUUAACAAUUCGUUUUCUUCUAAUGGAGCUUUUACGCCGAGUUUAUUGUUACCCGAAGGAUCAACUGUUUUGUGCGACCAGUUUGUGUCAAGUUUUAACUGCGCAUCAUUUUCGUGUACAUUGGUGAUGGAGCACAUUUCAACUGUCUGGACGAUGUGAGCGUAUUAUCUUCUAUGAAUUCUUCAAUUGCCAUCAAAUUCAUCGUGUACUUCAAGACAGUGUUGUGUUAAUUUUCGUCUGAUAAUUUCGUUAAAGUUGAAUUUGUGUUCCUAGUUUUUACUCAGUGACUUUAAAUUUUUAAUUCCGCAACUUAAUGCAGGAACCUCAUUUGUUGACCUGGAUAUAUAUUUACGUGUUUUGGAUAUCGGAAUUGCGCAUAAGUUAUAGUUUGCCCUUGGCAAUUGUCUACGAAAGUAACAAACGUAGUUAAUUUCCGGUCGUUGGUCAGUCUAAUUCCUCCUAAUUCUGGCAUUUUUUUCCGAUUACGUGUGAGAUGUUUAUGUUAUCUCUGUCAGAUUCGUCAAAAUCACAACAAUGGUCUCCGAUGUUAGCGAUCUUUUGUUUCGUUUUCAACCAUGCUCUCGGAACUAACAUUUCGGAGAAAUCGUAAACAAAAGAUUCGUUUUAUCAGAAUCCGCAAUCCAAUGUAACAGAAUGUCUUCUACGCAGUCUAACAAUAAUACCUGCUUGCAGGGUGAAGUUUUAAGGAUGGGAACUCACAAGAAACUUAAGGUGAAGUGGACCAAAACCAACACAUUAAACUAUGAAUUUUUUCGAGCGCCUCUAUCCACUUCUCUCGCUAGACUUCUAGAUGUGAAAUCAUUUCAAUUUUUUCCCUCAAGUCUGCAGACAAUGAAAAAAAGGUUUUUUGUCAUCCGAGGAGAGACUGAAACCUCCUGUGGCUGUUUGGAAUAUUAUGAGUCAGAACGGAAGUACAAACUACACCAACCUCCAAAGAAAAUUAUUAGGUUAAAAUAUUGUUUCAAUAUUAACAAAAGGAAUGAUCUUAAAAUAAAAAAUGUACUCUCACUUUACACGAAAAGUGAUUGUCUCAGUAUAAUUUUUGAAAAAGAAGAGGUCUGUAAUGAUUGGCUGAAGACGUUAUUGGCUCUGCAAUAUGGGUCAGACUUUACUGAUGGUCAAGAAUUACAACCUCAAUUUGCUCAUGUCUGGCAUGUGAAUAUGCAGAAACGGGAACUAGGCAACAGUAGGAAUAUUCUAGGUCCUCAUUUGCUAUGCUUGACUGACAGAACACUCUCCCUCAUCAAGAUUACUGGAGAUGAUGAGCCUUCCUCUGAAAAUUUAGAUUUUCCAUUAUCCAGCAUUAGAAGGUGUGGAGACUUCUCCUCCUUCCUGUACGUUGAAGUUGGUCAAAUGUCUGUAACAGGACCAGGCAAUUUGUGGAUGGAGGCUGAAGAUGAAGUGAUUGCCAAGAACAUGCACCAUGCAAUCCUCAAUGUUUGUGCCAAUAGUAGCUCAAGGAAACCGGAUAUACAUCCUAAGGCAAGGACAAGAUCGUUUUCGAUCAACGAAGCCUCCAAGCCCAUUGAAGUAUCGCGCAGUUCUAAUGGAGACAAUAGGAGUCAUUACAAGGCACAAACAGCAAAUGAUGGAGGUAGCUUUGCUACUAGCCCAGUGUCUGUCAGUGAACCCAUGGGCUUCCUGAAGCAACAUGCGCAUUGUGUUGGUGGCGAAAAUGUUGUAGUCCAUCAUCAGCGAACACUAUCAGACCCUCUCUCCCCACUUCCUUCUCUCAACGCACGUAGAGCUAGCACGGGUAACGGUCCGAAUUUGAAACGCACAUCUGCAUCCACCUUGAAUAAUAACAGUAACAUGCGCGAACGAUGUGACAGCAUGCCAUCCAGGGCACGGAGUAACACAGAGACAUCUCAGUCACAAGGAGGGUCUCGAGCACAUAUGAAUAGGCCUCACACUGUGUACACAAGAGGCUUAUCUUAUUCGCCUCCUGUGGCGUCAAGUCCUGUCAGCCCUCAAAGUGGCGGCUGCUCAACAGAUUCAGCUGGGUCAUCAUUGUCAAUUGAUGGUGAUGGAGAACCAUGGGGUGGUGACGACAGCACUGCAAAUGAAAGUAGUUUAGUCUCAGGCGUUGGAACUGGCCGCUAUUGUCAUUUAAUUACCCCCGAUGAACCAGCCAUCAUGGAGGAAAAUAGUGACGAUUAUGGACAGUGGAAUGGUGAAGAUGCCAAAUUAAAUAAUUACAUGCCGAUGAACAGAUCAACUACUGGACAGUUCAGUCUACAGAUUCAGCCUGCCAGUAACUUAAGUAAUGCCAGUUACCGCAAAUAUCCUCACUCCAACAGUAGUUUUAAAUCUCAUUCACCAUCUCAGGGCUCGUUUAGUGACUCUCUAAUUGCUAAUGCUACGUCCCCAGCAGAGCAGAGUGCUUACACACCGAUGAGUCCUGGAGAAAGUCAAGAUACUAUUGAUAGCUAUGUUCCAAUGGCACCAACCUUUGGUGAUGAUGGAUAUGUCAAUAUGAAUUCGAACCCAAACAAAAAAAGAGGCGGCUCUCACUCACUGGCAGGGAGCACAACUUCCAUUACAUCAGGAACGCCUUCAACGGAUCUUCGUUUUUCAGAGUAUCAUCUCGACAAAGUUAAGUCUUAUUUCUCCCCUAUGGAAGAUGAUCAUGAAGAACAAAGACCAACUAGAGCUUAUUCAAUUGGUUCAAGACCUGAGAAAUUUAAGAAUAAAAAUGCCAGGAUGGAACACGUAGAAAAAAGUGACAAUUCACGCGUUCGAGCUUUUUCUGUAGGGAGUAGGCCGAAUAUUCGUCCUAAUAUCCCAAAGAAGCCUCCUGCUUUUGUGUCCUCUUCCCUUUCAAGUAUGGAACAGAGCGAUGAUCUGAUGGAAAUCGAUUUUAGUCAAAAUAACAAAAAAAAUAAGAAAAAGAAAUCGUACGAACAUCUCAUUGUUCCAUCAGUUAUGUCGUCAUCUGCAUCAUCCUACUCUACAGCCGAAGGGAGUUUAAUGGACAUAUCCCCUCGUUGCUCCCCGAAACUUGGAAUUAGUUGUGCUAUGAAAACUGGUUCGCCAGAUUUGGCGCCAUCGCCGCCGCGUGCUUCCUUUACCAAAAAUUACAUUGGGAGAUCACCACCGAAAAGUGCUCACCACUCUCAUUCAUUACUUGACCACCAUUUGCCUCGACUCUCCCCACCUGGCCACAGCUACUAUAUCUCGCCAACACUUCACAAAGUCAGUGAAGCCCCAGUUGGCUAUGUAGACAUGUGUCCCGGUGCUGGUGGUGAGCUGCUCCUGGCUGCUUCGCCUCCACGACAUGCUUCGAACCUAACGCAAGGAGACUCAAAUACCAGCAGCUACGUUGAUAUGAAGCCUGGAGCGGAGCAGCCGCGCGCAUCCAAAAAAGAACUUAAUCCAAGGCCUCAAAACUUUCCAACCAUUAAGCCUGCUUUGCUUAGCACCAUCGGUAAAGUUCCUCAUGUGACCAAAUGGGAUACGAAACCAGAUGCACCAGCUGAUGAAAGUAAGGUGAAUGAUUACAUGGAAAUGGAUAUGAAGAAAAAUCCAACAGCAGAGGAUAAUAACAACAAGAAUGCUGGAUUAAGUGUUGUCCUAACUGACACUGGAGAUGCAAAGCAAGCCUCACAAGGAUAUGUGGAGAUGAACUGGAAUGCCUCUUCGAAAGUCAGUUCUGAGAAGUUAAGUUCUAGCAUAGAAAACCAAGAUUACAUCAAUAUGAAUCUAGGCCAGGAAAGGAAAAAAGACACAAAGACACGUAAAACCUUGAAUAAAGGCAGAUAUAGCUCUCAACCAAUUUCUAUCAAAGGCUCGUCCGCUAAUGAUUCAGUCACUAGUCCAGUAUCAGUAAUAUCAAGGAAGCUUUCAACUGGUGCCUCGCCAAAAAUCCCAUCAUUCCUCCCAGUUGGAUUCCGGGCAUCAAUGACUCGCUGGGACAGCAAAGAAAGCUCAUCUAGUAGUAGUGGAGUCAACACUCCUACAAACUCAAAUUCAACUAUGUUUCCUUUAAUAUUAAGUUGCCCAACAUCUCCCUCGCAAGAAAAUUAUGAAAUGUGUCCAAAAAUUCCUGUGGAUGCAACCAGCGGCACUGUCAAAAUAUCAUAUCCAACAAAUGCUAGCAUAGCUGCUGCAAACAGCAAUGCCAGUAAGUCUCUAGAAAGUGUUCAAGAGGUGGAAAAUACUUCGGACUAUGUUAAUUACAACCCAAAAACUUCUAAACUUGAAGAUAAUAGCAAUUACACUGUGAUGAAAUCUAGGAAGAUGCCAGCGUCGAUGAGCCGCAAAUCAUCUGUGCCGGCAAAUUUAGGAACCAGUUCAAAGAUUAGAAUGAUAGACAAAUUACAAAAAAGCCUAACUUGUUUAUCACUAAGCAGCUCACUGACAAGUAGUACCUCAAGUGGUAGCAAUACAAAAAACAGUGUAAAUGCAACUAGUGUUAGUAAUUGUAGUAAUAGUAUAGCUAGUAAUGUUAGUAGUAAUGCAAGUGAUAGCAGUUGUAACUAUUGUGCUAUUAGUGCAAAUAAUGCCAAUACUCCUCAGAAUCUAACUAAAGUUCCUAGUGUUGCUAUGACAUAUGAUAAUAUUUCUUCCUCUCUUAAUACUGCCACAACGAAGAGUGCGGUAAGCUUAGCAGCAAAAUUAUCAGAAACCUCUUCAUCAGUUCCUGCUCCUUCUCAGUCGUUAGCCUCGUCAAACGCAAAUGAGACUUUGAAGGGUGAAGACAAGUCUGAGUUAUCAAGACAAACGUCAUCUAGCGGGAGCUGUAGUGAUGCCUCCAUUGUUUCAUCUACUCCUUUCUUUGGAUCCAUCAAACCACCCACUGUUAGUCAUGAGAAAGAAAUUCAAUAUGCAACUUUAGACUUACCGCGUUCAGAUUCUGAAGAAGGCAUUGGAAAGUCGGAAAAUGGAUCAAAAAGUUCAUCCGAUCAGUCAGCAAACCAAACAACUUAUACAGAAAUUGACUUCUCCAAGUCAGCGUCUGCUUCAGGUGCUUCCACGGAUUCCAAUCAAAGACGUUAAUCCAAGUAUGUAGGAUCAUCUGUGAAAUGAAGGCAUGGACAUAGUAAAAAUAAAAAAAAAAACCUGUGACUAGAUUAUGAUAACUAAAAUAAUAAACACAUUUUGUUAGUGUUGAUAGAGGAGUAUUGAUAAGGCUGAUUAUGUCUCUUGAUUUGGAUUUUUAGCAGACUGCAUUUAUUUUGUAGAGAUAGAUUGGUUCUUACCCUACGCAUGCAACAUAAAUAGUGCACAGUUAAACUUGGGUCUGAGGAGGAAACAAUAAGAUUGAAUCGCUCACUUUUUGCAUUUCUGGAGUUUCAUUAAUUUUUUAUUGAAAUUAAUUUUGUAUUUAUGGCGUACAGUAGAAUUUUGAAUCAUUGGAUCACUGGGGGCAAGCAAAAGAAUUUGUUAAACUCCAGAACCCAUUAAUUCAAUUAUAUAGUUUUUGGCAAAGCUAUGCAAAAAUCUGUGAAGUAUAACUUCAUGUAGGAAAACUUAAAAAAUUCAUUUUUCUCCUCAUGGAAAAGUGAGGUUGAUAAAUAAAAGUUGGUUUGAGAAGAGGAGUGAUACAGAUGGUUAUGAUGCUUGCUGUCCUACCAACUAAGUACAAAUUUUGAUUCCCUGCAAUUUUCGUCAGGUAUACUUUGAGUAUACAUGCUCAUUUCAUUAGCGAUCAUUACUCGACAAUUUUGGUAGUAUUAUUGGUUAGGUGAAAAAUUAAACUACUGGUAAUUCUCUCAUUAUCGUGCCAUAUAAAUCAGACACCAAUCGGCAACAUUACUGACUUAACCGUAGAUGCUGUUACUGAGGUAUUUCAUGGCUAUUACUCUCAUACGAUUAUGCCAACAGGCAGGGUAUGUGCGGAAUUGACUUUUGGAGAAAAUCGACAAAAGACUAUGUGUCCUUAUGAUUGAAUAACGGUUUUAAUGGUGUGUACACAUAAGAUCUGUCAAUAUGAGAGACGGUUUCACUGCUACAUCACAAAUAUUAGACAGAAAUUUAUACCAACAAAACUAUCAAACUUGACAGUAAUGCCAUUGUCCACCUUAAAAGUUGUUUAUGGGCAAGUUAACUAUCACUGAAUACUUUAUCAAUUUUAACGAUAAGCAUUCAAUUUCUUAGGGGUGACAAAGCUGAAGAACCAACCUCUCACACCAAUCAGUGCACAUGAAAUCUGUACAUUCUGAACUGAUACACCAUUAUUUUUACACACAAGUGUCUUCCGUAACAUAACAUAGCCUACUUACUAAACAGAUCAUCUGAGAGAGCCCUCUAGCAUAAGGAAAACAGUGAUGGACACAGCAUGAACUCUCCUCUGAUCGGCUUGUCUGACUCAUAAUACUGUGUGUUCCAAAGCACCCGUCCAGUAUCUUAUUCUAGGAAACGGCCGAAAAUUGAGCUUCGGCUCUUCAGGACAAAAAUUUAGAGGGGAAAAUCGACCCUAAAGAAUUCAAUGAAAAAUAUUUUCAACCCCCCUAAAUCGCAUUUUGGGGGCUUUUAAGAAGGGUGCCCCCCGUUUCUCGCAUAUUUCAAGUAGAAAGGGUAUGUUUUGAGUUAAGCGUUAUAUUCUAUGGAUAAAAAUAAGAACUUUUCGCUCUCUGCAUUUUUUCCCAAGACCCCCAUUUCUUGGAGUUAGGGGGCAUUUUGUGGACAUAUUCUAAUCAGACACUGUAGAUCACUGUGUUAAAUUAUCCGAUUUUCAAAAUCUGAAAGUCUUUUGAGAGAAGAGGUCAAUACCUUUUUAUUGAUGUGCCGUAUGACCCCUGUUGAUCCAAAAUUAUGGGGGCCACAACCCCCAAAAAUUUUGGGGCUUUGGAAAAUUUCAAAUAGCAAGGGUAUGUUUUGACUUCAGAUUUGGAUUCAACGCGAAAAGUUACAUGGAAUUCAUAUGGCGCAUGGCCUAUUCGAUCCAAUUUUUUUUGCCCUUUUUUUCCCUCCAAAAAUACACGGAUUCUUAAGGGAAAAUGGGGUUCUAAAGUAAUUUGGAGCAAAUAGGCCGUGCACCAUUAUCAAUUCUACGUAACUUUUCGCGUUGAAUCCAAAUCUGAAGUCGAAACAUGCCCUUGCCAUUUGAAAUUUUCCAAAGCCCCAAAAUUUUCUGGGGGUCGUGGCCCCCAUAAUUUUGGAUCAACAAGGGUCAUGUGACACAUCAAUAAAAAGGUAUUGACCUCUUCUCUCAGAAGACUUUCAGAUUUUGAAAAUCGGAUAAUUUUAACGCCUACAGUGUCUGAUUAAAGUAUGUCCAAAAAAUGCCCCAAAAUCCACAAAGAGAGAGAGAGAGAAAAAAAAAAUGCAGAGAAAUGCGGUUUUGGGGGGCUAAUAAUAUUUUCAUUGAAUUCUUUGGGGUUGAUUUACCCCUAAAAGUUUUUGCCCUGAAGUUCAAUUCUCGGCCGUUUCUGAGAGAAAUAUAGUGAACGAGUGUUCUGGAACACCCAGUAUAUAUCACAGGCUUGUGAUCUAUGUAGAGCGUUUGCAUUAGGGGGGGCUGUAUGUAAUUUUUUUCUAUAUCCAAAAACCCUUAAGUUGUCCAUAGUUAGCAAAAGAGCGAAAAAUAAUCCCAAGUCAUAACUCCUUCAUUUUCAUUGAAAAUAUGGGAGUUGCUGUUCAGAGAGCUGAGUUUUUUAGUUUUUCACUAUAAAAUUUCUCCAAAUGUCCAGGUAGGUCAAAACUUUCAUUUACUAAGAUAUUCAGGUAUUUUGAGUCAUGGAAUUGAUUUUAAAAAAUGAAAAAAAUUGAUUUAUCUAGCAUAUUUAAUAUCAAUUUUUGUGAUAUUUCACGUCAGAAACAUUCAUUUUUCGGUAAAUUUCACACCUGUACUGACCUCUUGAGAGACUUGCAAGACCUAUUUUACUGAAAUGACCUUUAGAUUGAGUCAAUUUCCAGAACUCACCUCAAGGAAGCGGCUGCUAAUUGAGUCCCACAUGUGCCUCUCUAAUAUUUCUUCCCUCUAGGCAUGUUUGAUUACUCUACUUGAGUAAUAAGAAUCAUUUCACACCAAGUGGGGAUCAUUUUACGUAAUGUGGCUUUUUCUAGUCAAACUGACACAAGAAACAUCAUGUAACUGCAAAGUUUUCAAAGAUCUUUUUUGAAUUAUCUUGACGUUGCCUCUCAGAUGAUGGUAUUACGUCCUGGGCUUCAAAUUUUGCUUGAGUGAAACCGUCCCUUCGCUUUUCACCACAAACUGAUUUAAAGGCUUCAUUCACAAGUUUGACACACCUUCUAACAUUUUGUGUCCGCCGCGGAAAUUUGCAGUUGGCUGUUUCUUUAAUUUCUGUUGGUAAUUUGUUGAACAUGUUUUGACCCUCAGCCACCAUGGAAUUUUAUCUGCUGUGUCUCUUGUCUUUUGUUCUCACCUCCCUUUUAUUCCUAGUGUUGUAAUGGUGUACGUCUUCAUUUUUUAAUGAUUUAUAUUUUAUGUUAGAAUAUUUCAUGAUUAAACUCAAAAUUUUAAGUGCUGGAACUGCUAUUGAUUUGUUCUCCCGAUAAAUAUCUCUACAUGAUGCAUCUUUAUCCAGAUUAUUAUUCAUAAUUCUAAUUGCUUUUUAGCUAAACGCGAAAAACUCUAUGAAGAUCCCCAAUUUUGCAAUGACACCAUAAUAAUCUGAAAACAUUAAUUUACAAGUUCGAAGAACAAUGCAUAACUAUGAUAUCUUUAAGAAUCGCUUACUUCUUGAUUAGUGUGGUUAGUCAUAGAUGUUAUAUUUGCGGAAACUUCUGAUAUUUUCGAAGAACUCAAAUCUAAAUUUAGAGUCGGAUUCUGAAUAGGUUUUGCUCCCAGAUUCUUUGUCCUAUCCUUUGGACAGAAUGAGAGAUGAGGCUCAAAAUAUUUAAUUUACAAACUUUAAUCAUGUAUCUCCAGAUGAAGAUGGUGCUGUUAAGUUCCUUAAUCUAUAUGAGGCCAUCUAUAUGGUUUUCGCACUUUACUUGACAGUCUGACUGGAAACCUAAAUACCCUUACACUUAACAGGAGUAAUAAUUAGAUCUUAAUUCAUGGACCUCAUCUCUCAGCCUGUCAGACAACAUUUGCGGGUCCAGCGAAUUUACAACAUUGUCUUUUCUCCAUCGAAACCUAUAGAAAUGUAUAGAUUCUUGGAGGGGCCAAGUGCUCCGAUAAGAAUCGAUUAUUUAGCAUAGGUUUAAAUAGAGGCAAUCUGGGGUUGCAAAAUUGCUGGAUCCGCCUCUGUCAGACAACAUUAUAAAUCCAGUUUUUUCCAUGUUAAUUCUACUCCAUCAGUUCCAUAAAUUUUACAUUUUUCAGCAAAUAAGUUUAGUAUCAUGUACUCUUGAAUUUCCAAUUCCUCAAUACUAUUAUGUCUAAUUAGCAAUUCGGCUCCGGCAUCAUUUAGGAGGACUAAAACAAUAUUUGUGCGGUGUUAAAAAGUUUGCUGCUGCUUAUGUAGUCUCUCACAUUAUUCAUGAAAUUUUAUGAUGAGAAGCAGACCCUAGGAUAGAUCCUUGAGGCACACCAUACUUUUUUGGUUCUCCGAACGAUUUGACCAAUCCUCCUUUUUCUCUGAGUGUAAUAAAUUGCUUCCUGCUUACAUUUGUGGUUGCUUCUAAACUAUGCAAAAGGCAUUUCAGCUGCUGCAACGCCAAUGGCCUCAUCAGUAGCUCUGCAAACUUUGAAGCAAAGAAUUAUGAACUCCUAUGUUGAUAGCACAUCUAACUGCCCUGUAGAUUUAAUUUUAUAAUCAAGGGGAAAAUUCUGUAUGGUAAUGAUGGUGUUCCCCAUAUCAGUGCAUGUACAGAAAAUUCCUGCGGAGAAGUUUGACGGCAAAAUACCUUAUGGAGAGCACAAAGCGCCGCUCGUGACAUUAACUCUCGUGAGAGUUGAACAAUUACUGGAUCCGAGGCUUCACUCCACUACCCCUCAUGGUCGUCCGUUGGCACCUUUUGUAAUCUUAUUGCUCCAAAGCACACUUUAUCCUCGAGGGUAGUAAUUGAAACUUGCCCAAAAAUAGUUACUGAUACUCUUCUACAAAGAACUUGUCAUGCACUGUUUUGAUGAGACGAACUCUAAUUCAAUUAUGAACGUAUUUAUGCUAAAAGGAACUAUGUCUCACACAAACCUUAUGUGCAUAGUUCCUUUUAGCAUCAAUACGUCCUUAUGACCUAAGGAGAGACCCCUUUUAAGAAUGAGACUUGCUUUUGUGAGUAAUCUUGCCGAAAAAAUCGGUUGAUUGAAUCAGCAUCUCAGUAAAAUGAUCAUUUUCCCCUAUUGUGAAAUAUACCAUUAAAUUAACAUUUCCAGUGUAAAAUAUCGCAGAAAUCUAUGUUGGACAUUUUUCUAUCAAGGAUCAAUUCCAUGACUCGGAAUACCUAGAUAUAUCUUAGAAAGUGAAUGUUUUGCCUUUGGCGCUGAUGCCGAGAGCAAUUUUAUUGUAUAAAUAUUCAGAAAGUUGAAAAAUUUAGCCCCCUUUAACUGCAAAUUCCACGAUUUCUGUAAAGAUGGAGGAGUUAUAUGACUUGGAAUUUAACUAUAUAGACUCCUCUUGACAACUUUUAAGCUGCAGAAGUUUUCGGUUUUUAAAAAAAUCCAUUCAGCUCAACCCAGUGUUCAUUUGAGCUCGGUUAAUGUGUUGGUGAAAGAUGGUGUGACUCGUGGGUUUUUCUUCUCAAGGUUCGUUAGUAGGUAUGUAGUGACAGAAGAAGCUAUUUUCGUAUUAAGACACGGAGAGAGAAGGGCUGCAAGUGAUAAUAGAAGGUCCCGAAAGUUUGGAAGGUUGUAGCAUGAAGUUUGAAAAGACGAGUACAUAGAUUCAUGAAUUGUUAGUUAGUUUAGAGUUGAGGAAAACCUUUGUAACAAGCUCAUGAGGCUUUCAGGGUGCACCCUGUCUAAUCCAGGAGGGCUACAGCUUCCGGAUUUGGGAGGAGUGGACUCGAGACUCUGUCAGCCAGGGAUACAAUAAUUGUUCACUUGCGCUAGACAUAGCCAAAUGAACUAAGCUCCUUUCAUCCCUUAGUGACUCUAGACCCUAAAAUCUGGGUCUUUGUUGAAGGACACAAAAUCUCUGGACUCAGUUUCCCAUUGCUGAAAGAAUUGGUAUACCACUUUUCCUGAAGAGUAAAAAUGAAAAUAACACAUCAAAUAUAUUCAGGAAUGAAACUUUCCACCAUUGAUCAAAUUAUUAUGUUGUAUGGAAAUUUUAAUCUCGUGUUGGUAUUAAUCGCUUGAUUUGGGAUGCCUGUGGUAGAGGGACUCAAUGAUUUUACUUGUUAUUUUACAAAAAAAGAAAAGGAGGUGUUGAAUCUUAGUCAACAGCUUAAUCAAUCAUACUAAAAUAAACGAUAAAUUAUUAUUAAUAGAUAGUUAAUGACAUUUUAUUGAGGCACUGGGAACUGCUGGUAAUCUCUCUUUCAUGUAGUACACAGAUUCGAACAUUGAAUUGCCAUGAAAAUGCAAUAGGAGGCAUAUUUCAAGAUUGUUGUUUAUAAAUUUAAUUCAGAAUGCAAUUUUGAACAAGAUGAAAACAAGAUAUGCUUCAAAGAAACAAUUUCAAGGGUAUUAUAUAGCUGUUGAAAACAGCAUGUUUCAGAAAAUAAGAAGUUGUUUGAUUUAACCAAGAUCCCUUUUACAGGGAUUGAGGGAUCAAUUCAUCAUGUCAGAAAGUCAUACAUUUGGAUGUGACAAAUUAAGGGUCUACCGGAUAAGGAUUGAAAUGAGACUCCUGUUGUUGAAAGUGUUGAUGUAAUUUUUGCAAUUUAGCUCACCAUGAAACUUUCCCAAUUUAACAAUUGAGAAUCUACAGUGGAUCUAAUAAUGUCCUUCAUUGCUAAUAAUUUCCUCAUGCUACAACACUGUCUCUGCAGAAGUUGGAGUUUAGCAAAAUCGGUCUGUAGUUCAAAUUAAAGUGUCUGAUGAUUUGUGCUCACUAAGUUUUUAACUUUUAAACCCACCUGUUGUUAAUUUAUCCAUGUUAUUUAAAUAUUUUUUGUAGAUCAUGAUUUCAGAAAAGUUUGUA